AGAGAUUUAUUCUUCGACUACGACAAAGACACAAGACCUGUCUUGAAUGAUAGUCACACAGUUACAGUGACAAUUGGUCUAUCACUUCAUCAAAUAAUGGAUGUUGAUGAGAAAAAUCAAAUAAUGACUACGAGCGUUUGGGCAAGACAAAAAUGGUACAAUCCAUAUAUGAAAUGGAAUAGAUCUGCUUAUGGCAACAUAGCAACCAUUAACGUACCCAGCAAACGCAUCUGGAUCCCAGAUAUCGUUCUUUACAACAAUGCUGAUGAAAAUGUAGAUUUUCGCGGCUAUCUUGAUCGCCUGUCGACAAGAGUUCAGAUCAAUCACGAUGGAUUGAACACGUGGCUCUCGCCAGUAAUGUUGAAAACCAAGUGUAAAAUUAAUGUUGAAUACUUUCCAUUCGACUCUCAGAGGUGUAUUCUCAAGUUUGGAUCAUGGACAUACGAUGGCUUUCGACUGGAUGUGCAAAAUGAAAGCACUUCCAUCGACACAGGAAUGUACAGUCCUUCCGCUGAAUGGCAUUUAUCUUCAGUUCCUGUACAAAGAAAUGUUGUUAAAUAUUUCUGUUGCCCCGAACCUUACCCUGAUGUCACAUUUGUCGUGAAUAUUCAGAGAAGAUCUUUGUUUUAUCUUAUUAAUUUGAUUUUACCGUUGGUUGUCAUCUCUGUUUUGAUAACAUUUGUCUUCACAUUGCCACCGGAAUCGGGAGAACGAAUCUCUUUAUCGAUCACUAUCCUCCUCGCAAUGACCGUCUUCAUGUUGUUGGUCACGGAGACAAUUCCUCCAACAUCAGAAGUCGUUCCUCUUAUAGCCAAGUUCUAUAUGGCUGCCAUGUGUGAAAUAGCUUUUGCCUUGAUAGUUACGUGUUAUAUAUUGCGUUGCUAUCAUAGUGGAGCGAACGAGGUGCCAUCUUGGAUGAAGAGAAUUCUCGUGGGAACUAUGGCAAACUUCUUUGGAGUGAAGAAGUCAAAAGCUUUGCUGAAAAUGGAGAAAGAAGAAGAGAUGUUCGAGCAGUUUGCUUCGCGAAAAGGCUUCUUGGGAAAAAUGAUCAAGAAAUUAACUCAAGAAGAUUCCGAAGAAGAUUUGAUUCAAUGUUGUGUCUCGAGUACUGUUAAAGAAGACAUUGACGUAGCUGUCAGUAACCUACAGCUUCCACAGCUUUUCAAAACUCCACUUAAAGUUGGUGAAAAAGAUAAGACGAAUGAUGUUAAGGAAGCCGGAAAUAGGUGUAGCGAUAGAUUCUCCUCGAAGAUCUUAGACAAGCUGGACAUCAUAACCACUAAUAUCAAGUCAAAGGAAAAAGUAGAGAUUGUGAAAGAGCAAUGGCAUAUUAUCUCUGUGGUGUGUGAUCGCAUAUCAAUGUGGACGUUUGCUUUAGCAAUCAUAGUAACAAUGACAAUGAUAUUCUAUCAAGCGCCUGGUUAUAUUUCUUGAUCUUUACAUACAUUAAAACGCAUAUUAACAUGUAUUAGACAUUAGAACACCAAAAACAGCUUUUAGCAUUAUACUAUAAAAGAAAAAUGCUAUCUAGAGGAUUAGUUUGAUGAGGCAAUAAUAAAUAAAUUUAAUAAAAAAGAUA
Xenia sp. Carnegie-2017 is the source of this 1579-nucleotide messenger RNA. Its product is annotated as acetylcholine receptor subunit alpha-like 1. Gene Ontology annotation, biological process: nervous system process; monoatomic ion transmembrane transport; chemical synaptic transmission. Gene Ontology annotation, molecular function: neurotransmitter receptor activity; extracellular ligand-gated monoatomic ion channel activity; transmembrane signaling receptor activity. The transcript is spliced from 5 exons. The coding region runs from base 97 to 1434 and encodes 445 amino acids. The record is from RefSeq and is a predicted model, not a curated record. NCBI's taxonomy places the organism in Eukaryota, Metazoa, Cnidaria, Anthozoa, Malacalcyonacea, Xeniidae. Gene Ontology annotation, cellular component: synapse; neuron projection; membrane.